AUGUCAAAAACAGAAGCAAAUCAUGAUGAAAGCUUAUACAUAUCAGAAAUGAUUAAUUCAACAGAUAAUAUUAAUAACCUAAUUGAUAAAUUAUUCAUAUUAUUGGUUAAAAUACAAAAUGAAAGUAAAAAUUUUUAUGAAACGAAACAUUUUCUUAAUAAAUGUAUUACUCUUUCUACUCGAUCAACUGAUGAAAUUUUCAUUUGGCUUAAUGAAAACCAAUAUGAAUCAAAAUAUGCUUUGAUCCUUGGAAUUUUUUACUAUUACAAUAUGCUUGGUCUAGAUAAAGAUAAUAAUAAUGAAGCAUAUAAUUUAAUAAAAACUGCAAACACACAAUAUAAUCAUGCAUUAUUAUAUAAAGGUAAAGGAAUUGAAAAGAAUUUAGAGAAGGCUUUUUAUUGGUAUCAAAAGUCUGCUGAAAAUAAUGUUGCUGUUGCACAAUUAAGACUUGCAUUAUUAUAUAAAAAUGGACUUCAUUUUAUUCAUUCUCAAAGUAUUAUUCAUCAGGAUUUUCAUAGUGGAAAUAUUCUUUGUGAAAAUGAAUAUGAUAUUGUAAUAAGUGAUUUAGGAAUUAGUAAAUUAUCAGCUGAUUUAUCAGAUAAUAAUGAAUUUUAUUGUAUUAUCUCUUAUACUGCUCCAGAAAUAUUUCAAGGAAAAAAAUCUGAAAAAUGUACUAAAGCUUCAGAUAUAUAUAGUUUUGGUAUGAUUAUGUGGGAAUUAAUGGUUGGUAGAAGACCUUUUUGGGAUCGAGAUUAUGAUACAUUACUUAUUAUUGAUAUUUGUGAUAAUAUUCGUCCUUCUAUUGUUACAAAUGCACCUAAAGGUUAUAUUGAAAUAAUGCAAGAAUGUUGGUCUGCUGAUCCAAAUAAAAGACCAACUACUAUUCAUAUUUGGAACCUUAUUGAUGAAUUCUUUUUAAAUGAAAAAAAAGUUCCAACUAAAAUUAUAUUAUCAUCAGAUAUUGGACCUAUUAUAGAAAAUGAAUUUAUUAAAGAUAGUUAUAAUGAAGAUUAUAUUUCUAAAGCAUUUGAAUUUGAUAUUUAA
Funneliformis geosporum is the source of this 1044-nucleotide messenger RNA. The record is from the annotation of a GenBank genome assembly. NCBI's taxonomy places the organism in Eukaryota, Fungi, Glomeromycota, Glomeromycetes, Glomerales, Glomeraceae.